ACUCGACCUUCCCUUCCCUCACGGCCAAACCACAGCCACAACCACCACUCUUGGUUUCCUUAUCUUCCCCUCCUCUAUAUCUCUUCCGCUCCAUUCACCUCUCUCCAUACCCGCAAAAACGUAAAAGCAUCAAAAACUCUCUCUGAAUCCAUCUCUCAAACCCGUCCCGCAGCAACCCUUUUCCCCCCCAGUUCUCAAAGGCGGAUUUUGAUUUGCUCUGUUCUGGGUUCUUGUUUCUCGUGCGUGUGAUUCAGGGGGAAGCUUGAUUGGAAAAGGGAAAGUGGGUUGCCAAAGGGUGUGGAUUUGAUUUGAUUUUUGGGGGGGUUUUCGUUUUUUUUUCUUCUUUCAUUUCCCUGUAGGAAGAAGGAAAGCUGGAAGGAUUUUCAGGGGAUAAUUCCAGGGUAGACAAGUUGCAGACAUCACGGCUAUUCACGGCGUAACUCGGCCUCUAAUCCAUGUCCGUUCAGUGCGUCGCAAGCUGGAUAUAAUCCAGAGCAACCCUUCUGCGCACGGCGGCCGUGGAGCUUUGCCUUCGGAAGGCGGGAGCCCUUCCGAUCUCCUCUUCCUCGCCGGCGGUGGUUCCCUCUUCCCUUCCUCUUCUUUUUCCUUUUUAGUGUAGGAUUUAGGAUAUUUCUCGUUUCCUUUUUCGCUUCGGAAAGCGCAACAAAAUAGAAAGAGUAUAUAUAGGAGGAAGAAUCAUUCGAGUAUAUUGUUUAAGAUCCUUUGUGGGCCGUAGAGAAUUUGUGAAAUUCCUUGUGUGAGGUCAAAAAAAGAAGCGAAAGGAUGAUGCUUAGAAUCAAGAGGGUUCCUACCGUUGUGUCGAACUACCAAAAGGACGAAGGCGAAGACGCUGCCCGCCGCGGCGGAGGUUGCGGCCGCAAUUGCCUUCAGAAGUGUUGCAUUCCAGGGGCAAAGCUUCCUCUCUAUACUUUCAAGAGGGCGGAGGAGAUUCCUGGCGACAAGUGUGUUCUUGAGCAUGAUGAUAACCAGGCUCCUGUUGCAUUCUUGGACUCCCUCCUCCUUGGACAGUGGGAGGACCGCAUGCAGCGAGGACUGUUUCGCUAUGAUGUCACUGCAUGUGAAACCAAGGUGAUUCCUGGCCGAUGUGGCUUCAUGGCCCAACUGAAUGAAGGUCGUCACCUGAAGAAGAGGCCAACUGAAUUCAGGGUUGACAAGGUUCUUCAGCCCUUUGAUGGGAACAAGUUCAACUUCACUAAAGUUGGGCAGGAGGAAGUGCUCUUCCAGUUUGAUGCGAGCGAAGAUGGUGAAGUCCAGUUCUUCCCAGAUGCUCCAGUUGAUGCUGACAGUUCUCCUAGCGUGGUUGCCAUCAAUGUUAGCCCUAUCGAGUAUGGGCAUGUGCUGCUGAUUCCGCGUAUCUUGGAAUGUCUGCCUCAAAGGAUUGAUCGUGAGAGCUUUUUGCUUGCACUUUACAUGGCAAUUGAAGCUGGGAACCCUUACUUCCGCUUGGGUUACAACAGUCUUGGUGCAUUUGCUACCAUCAACCAUCUUCACUUCCAGGCUUACUAUUUGGCUGUGCCAUUCCCGAUCGAGAAGGCUCCUACCAGGAAGGUGACAACAUUAGGUGAUGGAGUGAAAAUCUCUGAGCUCUUUGAUUAUCCGGUCAGGGGUCUCGUCUUUGAAGGUGGGAACACUCUCCAAGACUUGUCAAACGCCGUCUCUGAUGCCUGCAUUUUUCUUCAAGAUAACAACAUUCCACACAACGUCCUGAUUGCUGAUUGUGGAAAGCGCAUCUUUCUCUUGCCUCAGUGCUAUGCUGAGAAACAAGCACUUGGCGAAGUGAGCAGUGAGCUUCUCGAUACCCAAGUGAACCCUGCGGUGUGGGAGAUCAGUGGGCACAUGGUGCUGAAGAGGAAGAAAGACUACGAGGAAGCUUCCGAGGAGAAUGCAUGGAGGCUUCUAGCUGAAGUGUCCCUCUCCGAAGAGAGGUUUGAAGAAGUGAAAGCUCUGAUCUUUGAAGCCUGUUCCUACACCUUGAGCGAGAAGGAAGAUGAGCACCUGACUCAGGGUGCAGGCGAUGACAAACCUCCUCUCGAAGGGACUGGCUCGAUCAACAAAGGCAGGAACUGCAACAUGGUCUCAGGAACUCAAGAAUGCCUGGUUCUGCAGUAGUAAAAGGACUAGUUUCUUUAGUUAAGAAGCCGCAAGAGCUUUGCUUGUGGGGAAGAGUAUGGCAGCUGUAGCUUACUAAGAAUAAGCAAAACCAGGGUUUGGUUGCUGUAGUCAAACUAGGUUUGCAGUUGUUGUUGGCCUACUGUUUAUUGCCAUAUUAUUGUGAUUGUUGCCUGCCCCUCGUGUGGGCGCGGCGCGAGGGCUUAUGUGGUCUGUAUGUACCUUUGAGAUUCUGGGAAGAUUCGCCUUUGUAUGGAAUGCUUGUUAUCUAUCAAGAUUGGAAAGCUUCAAUUAAGACACUACUGUUGAUAUGCCUGUUCUGCUUGU
Molecule: messenger RNA, 2457 nt
Organism: Linum tenue
Lineage: Eukaryota; Viridiplantae; Streptophyta; Magnoliopsida; Malpighiales; Linaceae
Source: the annotation of a GenBank genome assembly